Triplophysa dalaica is the source of this 3994-nucleotide messenger RNA. It is a transcript of the gene ajuba, whose product is annotated as ajuba LIM protein. The transcript is spliced from 8 exons. Gene Ontology annotation, cellular component: transcription regulator complex; nucleus; adherens junction. Gene Ontology annotation, biological process: positive regulation of miRNA-mediated gene silencing; regulation of DNA-templated transcription; negative regulation of hippo signaling. Bases 1421 to 3454 code for a protein of 677 amino acids. Gene Ontology annotation, molecular function: transcription corepressor activity. The record is from RefSeq and is a predicted model, not a curated record. NCBI's taxonomy places the organism in Eukaryota, Metazoa, Chordata, Actinopteri, Cypriniformes, Nemacheilidae.
GCCCACUCAUGUUUGCUUCCAUGGCAUACCAUCAAACUGCUUUUAUUUAUUGGAUGAUAAAGUCAUAGCGUUUGUGCAGUCAUGUUAAAGUUGUUUGUAUAAGUCUGCUCGGCUAAACCAAUGGGCACAGUUUGUUUAAGAAGUUGGGCUGUGUGACGAAAUAGUGGGAUGCUAUUCAUGCGCGGUGCCCGGGGAAAGGUGUUCCGGUCGGGAAAAAGCCACAGAGGAAGAAGAAAGGGGGAGGUUGGAAUUUUUUGGGGGAAAGAAAGAAGCCGUACGUUACCUUAAAGAUUUUGCUCCAGUUUUCCUUCAUAGUGCGCGCAGUGCGUGUUGGUCUAUGCGAAUAUGUUUGGGUGAGUCUUACGCGACUUGUUGCGUUUGGUUUUUGUUACACGACUUACACACAUUUUGGGGAAUAAUGGUCAUUUUCUUUCAAACCGGACUGGGCAAAGUGGAUUUUUUUGGUGGAAAACGUUUCGCUUUGAUCUGCCACGAACUCUUUUUAUGAGGAAUAUACUCGUUUAAUGUACCCGAAUCAAACGACUCAAAAACAAUUAUCAGCAAAGAAAAACGUUUUCAAGUUGCCUUUUUUUGAAAGCCGCUAGUCGAGGCAGAGGCACCGUGGAAUAUCCUAUAACCUGUGUGUUUCAUUACAACACUUAAACAAAAUAAGCGGAAACGUGGAGCACACUGGACAUUAUUCAGUAUUCAAACUCUGUUUUUCUCAUUGAACAACCAGUGACGCCGUUUGGAUAAAUCAGCUGAAACAAAGAACCAAGUGGUAAUUAUAAGACUCUCGAGUGAUUUCGAACAGUGGCGGUGGAUCAGUGUUAUGGAUGAGACUGGCGUGCUUACUGUUUGAAUACUCCGCGAGAGUCUGGCGUGUGUGUUUGAAGUAUUACGGGACGAGAAUUAAAGACUCUUUGAAACCUGGUUGUAGUUUACACACUUCCAUUAAUUCGCUGUUUAGUACAAGGCCACAAGUAGCUGCGAAAGGGAUCGCAAACAAAUGGAUAAACACGCUCCUGUUCACGCGCAUGUCCAGAGAAUUCUUCACAUGCAAACAGUUUGGAGACAACUUUUUUCCAUGUCUGACUAGAACAUGUAGCCUGCAGAAGAUGUCAUAGUGUUUUUAUUUAUCAAAGUAUUUAUUUUUGUAGUUAGGCACAACGUAUUCGUUUUUAACAGGCAGUUUUUGUGUAGUGUCCUGUAUUUGUUUUGUUUGGAUGUAAAAUUCACAUAUCGUUUGGUCUCGUAUCUCACCUGCUGUCAAAACACUUGAAAUAUAUUUGUGUCCACACUGUAUUUCACUAUAUUUAUGCAGUACACUAUUUAAACAAGUCAUUUUCAGGUGGCAUUUAUAAGAACUUAGUAAAGAACUUAGUAUUUUAUGUUGUAGUUGAGCUUAAAUUAAAACAGAAUGGAUCGACUCGGCAGCAAACUGAAGCAAAAGCUAAAACUGAGUGACUCUGGAAGUGUCAAAUUCAGCAAAAAGAAAAAUGAGUUGGCUAAUGCAAAUAACAACGCCAACAAUGCCAGCAAUGGAACCGUGACACAGAUCAACCUGCUCACCAACUCCUCUGUUAGCACGCCUCAUUUCUCCCUCGCGUCUGGGGAGGUUUGUGGACAUUCAGGUGGAAGACCUGGCAAGGUGGGCACUUCUCAGAGAAUCACGCCCUCAAAUACUACCACAGUGCCUGAGCAAUGUGGUCCUGGGAUCGAACAUCACCCUUCUACUCUUGCUCCUCUGCGGCGCAGGUCCCCUCCGCAACGAGCAUCAUUCUACCUACCCGAAACAGUGGAGGGCCGAGGUGAAUCAACCAGAGGUGAUGGUGACCCACAUCGGGCGUACAGCCCAAAUUCUAACGCGGCCUUGAACCAGAGGCGUUACUCUCUAGAGCUCCAGCAGCUUGUUCGUCGUCAACAGCUACUUGCCCAGCCUCCUCCGCUGUCGUCGGUACCACCACCGUACCCUACCCCGAGCACAGCAGCCCGUUCAGCUGCCACAGAGCCCAGCUUCCUCCACGAGCUAGAGCGUCAUAAGCGCUUCUCUCUGCAGGAAGCUCUGUUCUACAAGCGUCUGAGCUCUGGUGGUGAACCCUGGGACAGCGACCGACCCGCUUCCCUCUCUCACCCACCGCAGAGGACCUAUGAUAGCGGAGUAGGGGGAUUCUUUUUCCCCCCUGCACCAGCAUUGAGCCCCUGCUCCUCGUUCAGCUUACAGGAGUCCUUGUUGGUGAGCCCUCGCUCGAGUUUCGCCAGCAGUACGGCGAGCGGAGGAGGUGGAGGCGGUGGGAGCCCAAUGGGAAGUCGCUGCAGCAGUAACCGGACGAGUGGCAUCAGCCUGGGCUACGAUACCCGCCAUACACCUGGGCCUGCCCAGCAGCACUCCUCUACCCAACUCUGUGGCCAUGGUUCAAGUCAAGUGUACCCGGUAUCCGCAUCUAUGAAAACAGGAGCACCCCCAAUGGAGGUGUGGAGGGACUAUCUCGAUGGGGUGUCGGGAGGCACACAUGACAGUCGUCACUCCUAUCCUCCUGCACUCACUGUGCAUACUGCGACUUACCACCGCGCAGAACCGGAAUGGGGGGUCAAUGACCAGCGGGGCGAUGCCGUCAGCGAGAGAGCACGACACUCUGACCAGCCUGGAACCCGCUAUCAGCAGGAGCUCACCCGUCUGCUAUUGAGGGAUGCUGUCCUGGAGGGCGAGGUGCUACUUGGAGGUCUGACUCUAAAAGAACAGCCCAUCUCGACCACCAACCCCGCACCUACCCCAAUCCCUGCCGGAGUGCCAGGGAAGUCCCUGGAGGAACAGAUGGCUGGGAGGGAGUCAUCAAUAUCUCUGGACAGGCAGGAAUACUUUGGUACGUGUUUGAAAUGCGGAAAAGGUGUUUACGGUGCGGACAAUGCCUGCCAGGCUCUGGACAGCCUGUAUCACACCCGCUGCUUCAUUUGUGUUUCCUGUGGCCGAACUCUGAGAAACAAGGACUUUUAUAAUGUCAGUGGCUCAGUUUACUGUAAGGAGGAUUACAUGUUUUCGGGCUUUCAGGAUGCAGCUGAGAAGUGCAGUCUUUGUGGUCACCUCAUAUUGGAGCAGAUUCUACAGGCUUUAGGGAACUCGUAUCACCCAGGAUGUUUCCGCUGUACGGUCUGCUCAAAGGCUUUGGAUGGAGUGCCAUUCACAGUGGACUACCUCAACAAUGUCUACUGCGUUUCGGACUACAACAGGACGUUUGCUCCAAAGUGUGCUGCCUGUUCACAGCCCAUCUUACCUGCUGAGGGCAGUGAGGAGAUCUUUAGGGUGGUGUCUAUGAAUAAAGAUUAUCACUUUGAGUGUUAUCACUGUGAGGAGUGUGGGAAGCAGCUCUCCGAUGAGCCUGGAUCUCAGUGCUUCCCUCUGGAGUCCCACCUUCUCUGCCACUCUUGUCACAUGACCAGGGUGUGCCACACAUAACCUUCCCCUCACAAUACACAGUGAACUAAUGUGCCUGACCGACAAACUUUGUACGUCACAUGCGACCGCUGUAAAAUGUUUUUUUCUUCUAAUGUCCGUCUCUUCUACAUCAGUUCUAUUUUAAGAUAGUGGUGCAGAUUUUUUUUUACAUUUUACUGAGGUUUGAGACUUGAGGUCAUAAUACAUUUCAAGUGCAAAUCCCACCACUAAAACUUCAUCACCAUCUAGUGGUUGGGAAACGCACCAAAUAAUUCCUGCUGAACAAAUUAUUUCUGUAAAAGUUUUCCAAUUAAAGGAUUAUUGCCUGCUUACUAUUAUUAGGGGAGUUAUUACAGAACACUACUGUUUUACUCCCAUCUACUGUUUGCUGUAGGGAAAAACAAGGGACUUUUUUGCUAAACAUUUCUUUAUUUAAUAUCACUAGCAAAGAUUUUGCACUUAAACAUGUUUACCUAUUAAGAGUUUUUUUUUUAAAUAAAAUGAUUCCAAAAGAUUUAAAAACAUUCCUGUAUCUGUUUUAAUAAAGUAUCUUUUCCUCUG